Molecule: messenger RNA, 1488 nt
Organism: Eupeodes corollae
Lineage: Eukaryota; Metazoa; Arthropoda; Insecta; Diptera; Syrphidae
Product: decapping nuclease DXO homolog
Exons: 2
Coding region: 192-1316 (374 amino acids)
Biological process (GO): nuclear-transcribed mRNA catabolic process; NAD-cap decapping
Cellular component (GO): nucleus; cytosol
Molecular function (GO): mRNA 5'-diphosphatase activity
Source: RefSeq, a predicted model, not a curated record
CCAUUUUGGAACAGAGCCCAAAGAAGUAGCUGUCAUAUUUUUCUUAUAUAUUUUGUUUACAAUGCGACAAGCGAUUUUUCUCUUAUGUUCAAAAAUUUAUAAUUGAAAAAUAUAAAUAAAAACCAACAUAUCAGAAAGCCCCACAAUUAUAAUAAACAUAAUCUAAGAAGUAAGUAAAAAGUGUAUUCCGAAUGGCUUUAAUAAAAACAAACCUCAACGGAAAACCCAUUCGAGAUGAAAGAUUGCAAUUUCCCAAUAUUGGGAAACCUCAAGCACUUGGCUGCUUCAGUCUCGAUACAAAUCGUGAAUACCAGAAUACAGCAGAAAAUUUUCAGUACUUCCGAAUGCCGAGUAGAUUUCCAUUAAAUCUAAAUGCUGGAUACGGUCAUGCAAAGUCGAAGCCUAAAGACCGUGAAGAUAAAGAACGAUUAUAUCCUGUUUUACAUUUUAUUUUAAAUCAUAAUCUGGUUAAGCGAAAUAAUGGCGCAACAACCAAUGCGAAAGCUGUUGAAGGAUUCGAUUUUAUUGCUUUUCGAGGUUUGCUUCGUGUUAUUAUGGGUACACCCUAUGAAGAUCGGGAAGAUUGGUGCAUCCAAGCCACCAGAUUUAAAGGCAACAUCUAUUUGUGUGAGAAGGAAACCGAUCAGAAGCGGACACAACGCUAUAAUAUGGAUGAAUACCAGAAAAGAUGCUGUGCCUAUGGAUUGAAAUUUGAACAAUAUUGCCUUUCAGCAAGUCCCUACGAAGAACCAAUUACAAAUGUUCCCGUUGACGAAUGCGAGGAAUUUCAUUGUGUUUUCAAAACACAAUUCCCUGGUAUGACACUGCUCUAUGGCGCUGAAAUGGACGGGGCUUUGAGUGUAAAUCUUGUGACAAAUGUUGAAAAUAAAGAUGUUUUGAAUUCUCUAAGGUUUAUGGAACUUAAAUGUUCACUUCGGCCGACAAAUGAUCGACACUAUAUAAAUUUUAACAAAUUCAAGUCGAGGAAUUGGUGGUGUCAGUGUUUUCUGGCAGGAAUUCGGGAUAUUCUUAUUGGCUAUAGAAAUGAUAGUGGCUUCAUUGACGAGAUCGUACCAAUGGACGUUGAAAGUUUGCCGCAAUUAGGAGCCGCCUUUUGGAAUCCAAUACAAUGUGCUAACUUCCUCGUUAGAUUCUUGAAACUGGUUAAACAAGAAAUGACAAAUGUAGAUUGUCCUCACACAGUCUACGAAUUUUACUUUAACCCACAAACCAGGAAUAUUAGUUAUCGAUUUUACAUUGGAAAAACCCCAAAGACUUUUCUACCGGAUUGGUAUGUGACGGCGUUGUUAAACUAAUUAAAUCGAGUUCAACAAUAUAAGGUGCAAUAAUUUUCUUUUUCUUAGUUAGUUUAGUUUUAGAAAGUAUUGUUUGUAUUUUAUUUAAACAAAGUAUUUGAUUCAUGAUGUUUACAAUGUUUUCUAAUAUAUUUUUAAAUCUUUAUUAAAUAUCAAAAUGAAGCAUUUAGAA